AUGGACAACUCAACCUUACCUGGCUUAGAUGCAGCAACUGCAAGUGGGGAUGCUGAUAACCCUUUAGGGAGUUCCAAUGGCAGCUUGUCCGAAACCAGUGCCUGGGGCAUCAGUGGCAGUGGUCCUUGGUUGUUGGCGUGCAUGUUAUCCCUCAUCAUCCUGAUGACGGCUUGUGGCAACACUCUGUUGAUCGCUCUGGUGUUUGCCCAACGCUCCUUACGCAACACCUCCAACUGUUUCCUGGUGUCUCUCUUCCUGUCUGACCUGAUGGUGGCUCUGGUGGUGAUGCCGCCGGCAAUGCUCAAUGUGCUGUACGGGGCCUGGGUGUUGUGGCCGGGCUUCUGCCCCGUGUGGCUCUGCUUCGACGUUAUGUGCUGUAGUGCCUCCAUUCUCAACCUGUGUGUGAUCAGCCUGGACCGCUACCUCCUCAUCAUCUCGCCGCUGCGCUACAAGCAGAGGAUGACCCCUCCUCGGGCCCUUCUUCUGGUGGGAGGGGCCUGGGGUCUGGCCGCCCUCACCUCCUUCUUGCCCAUCAAGAUGAACUGGCACAGCUUGGGUCAUGGGAGUGGCCAUUCCCCAAUGCACGGGGCUGGCAGUUGCUGUCUGCGGGUUACCUUUCCUUUUGCCCUGGUGGCGUCAGUCCUCACCUUCUUCCUGCCAUCCAGUGCCAUCUGCUUCACCUACUGUCAGAUUCUCCUGGCGGCGCGGAGACAGGCGAGGCGGGUGGCGUCAGUUACGACAUCGAACUGCAGUCAGGUCAAGACCCUGACAAUCCCGCAGGUGAAGAAGCCGGAUGUGUUGUCGGUGAACAGCGAGCGGCGGCUGGCCCACCGGCAGGGACGGAGGGCAGUGAAGGCCAGUCUGACCCUGGGAGUCCUGCUGGGCCUCUUCUUCAGCGCCUGGCUGCCCUUCUUCAUCACCAACAUGGCCCAGGCGGUAUGUGAGUGUGUUCCCCCGGCGCUCUUUGACGCCAUCACCUGGCUGGGCUAUUGUAACAGCACCAUGAACCCCAUCAUCUACCCGCUGUUCAUGCGUGACUUCAAACGGGCCCUGGGGAGGCUGCUGCCCUACUGCUCCACCCACUCGCCCCACAGACCCUCACUGGCGCUCUCCCUCUCCCUCCGCAACUCCGGUGAGCCCAACCUGCCCACGGAGCCCCCCUCCCUGGCCUCCGACCCCCCACAGCCCCCCGCCACCGCCACAGACGCCGUCAACCUGUUUGACGACGACCACGCUGGGAUUGAGCUGCCCCUGCGGUUGCCCAAUCAGGUGGACACGCUGGACUGA
Messenger RNA from Oncorhynchus kisutch (coho salmon), 1287 nucleotides. Its product is annotated as 5-hydroxytryptamine receptor 6-like. Gene Ontology annotation, molecular function: neurotransmitter receptor activity; G protein-coupled serotonin receptor activity. Bases 1 to 1287 code for a protein of 428 amino acids. NCBI's taxonomy places the organism in Eukaryota, Metazoa, Chordata, Actinopteri, Salmoniformes, Salmonidae. Gene Ontology annotation, biological process: G protein-coupled receptor signaling pathway, coupled to cyclic nucleotide second messenger; chemical synaptic transmission; adenylate cyclase-modulating G protein-coupled receptor signaling pathway. The record is from RefSeq and is a predicted model, not a curated record. The transcript has 6 exons. Gene Ontology annotation, cellular component: dendrite; plasma membrane.